Messenger RNA from Culicoides brevitarsis, 2511 nucleotides. It is a transcript of the gene IKKepsilon, whose product is annotated as inhibitor of nuclear factor kappa-B kinase subunit epsilon. Lineage: Eukaryota; Metazoa; Arthropoda; Insecta; Diptera; Ceratopogonidae. Gene Ontology annotation, cellular component: cytoplasm. The transcript is spliced from 3 exons. The record is from RefSeq and is a predicted model, not a curated record. Gene Ontology annotation, biological process: peptidyl-serine phosphorylation. The coding region runs from base 201 to 2390 and encodes 729 amino acids. Gene Ontology annotation, molecular function: protein serine/threonine kinase activity; ATP binding.
UCAGAGAACAAAAGACGAACAAAAAAGACAAAAAAUUGUCGAGAUAAGAUAAAGAAAUGCAUGUAAGAGUGCAAAUUGCAUAAAAAUCAUAAAAUAAAUCGUGUUAAAAACGUGAAAAGGCAAGACAUUGACACACUGCAGUUGAAAAAUACUCAGAAUUGGCAUUGAGAUAAGGAAUUUUCUCCGAAACGCAACUAAAAAUGUCUCUUUUGCGCGGUUCCCUGAACUACGUGUGGUGCACAACGAGCGUUUUGGGCAAAGGCGCUACGGGUGCUGUGUUCCAAGGCGUUAACAAGCACAAUGGCGAAGCUGUUGCGGUAAAAACUUUCAAUCAAGUGAGUCAUAUGCGACCGUAUGACGUGCAAAUGCGCGAAUUUGAGGUGCUGCAAAAGGUCAAACACAAAAAUAUCGUCAAAUUGCUCGCCAUCGAGGAUGAUCAAGAGGGCCGGGGAAAAGUUAUUGUCAUGGAAUUGUGUACGGGCGGCAGUUUAUUCAACAUUCUCGAUGAUCCGGAGAACACUUAUGGCCUUUCGGAGAAGGAAUUUUUGUUGGUGCUCGAACAUUUGACGGCGGGAAUGAAACAUUUGCGUGACAACAAUUUGGUGCAUCGCGAUUUGAAGCCCGGCAACAUCAUGAAGUACUUGAGCGAAGACGGACAAACGAUUUACAAACUCACGGAUUUCGGGGCAGCACGAGAAUUGGAUGAAAAUCAACAAUUUGUCUCGUUAUAUGGCACCGAGGAGUAUUUACAUCCCGAUAUGUAUGAAAGAGCGGUCCUGCGAAAGCCAAUUAAUCGAAGUUUUACGGCAAAUGUCGAUUUGUGGUCGAUUGGCGUGACUUUAUAUCACGUCGCGACGGGAAAUCUCCCUUUUCGCCCAUUUGGAGGCAGAAAAAACAAAGAAACCAUGCAUCAGAUUACGACGAAGAAGCAACCCGGCGUAAUUUCAGGGAUUCAAACGACAGAAAAUGGGCCAAUUGAAUGGUCUCGUCAACUUCCGCCGCAUUGUCAGCUCACAACGGGCCUAAAAUAUCUCGUAACGCCUCUUCUCGCAGGUUUAUUGGAAGAAAGUCAGAAGCGAAUGUGGUCUUUUGAUCGAUUUUUCAACGAAGUCACGAAUAUUUUGACGAAACGCGUCUUGCACUUUUAUUACAUCAACAAAGCAACGAGUAUUGAAGUUUAUAUGGAUCCUGACGAGUCUCUGGAUAACCUCAAGGAACAUUUGCGACUUCAAACGGAGGUUCAACCACAAGCACAAUUACUUCUGCUCGAUCACGAAUUGCUCGAAGAUCGCGUGGGAGCAAAUUCUUCCGUUCGUGGAUAUCCGGAAACGUCAGAAUUGAAGCCGAUAAUGCUCUAUAGUAUUGAUAACAAUAACGUUUCGUUGCCAACGGAGCUCGAUCUUCCGAAAUUUCCGAGUUUUUCGAGUGCGGUGACAGUUGAAGCGGAUGCAAGUCUUGCUAAAGUCGCUUGUAGCGUGGGACACGAGAUUCGACGACGAAUUGAAACGUUUACGAAGAUUGAUGAGCUCAAUGGGAAAGGCGUGAAGCAAUUUACGAAGCUUUUACAUACGGCACUUGCGAAGUUGUUAUUAAAAUCGCAACAUUUAGACGACUUGGGAAGCACCGUAAUCGAUCUCGCUGACUCCAUCGACAUGCUAAUCGACACAAAUCUCGCUCACAUUGAAGAAUUCAAACAAGCACAUUCCGAUCUCAUGCAACACAAUCGCGAAUUCACGCGAAUUUCCGAAGCAAUUUUGCAACUUCACAACCGGUGCAUCAUCGACGACUCCAUUACGCGCGAAUGGCAAACUUUAACACGAACCAUCAACGGACCUCUCGAGAGUCGCAGCAAUUUCCGUGCCAAACAUCUCGUUGAUCGUCUGCGGGAUUCGUGGCAACAUUUACUCCGUGAUCGAGCGACGCGCUCUUUAACCUACAACGACGAACAAUUUCACGCCUUGGAAAAAAUCAAAGCUGCCGAAGUCGGAAAACGCAUAAAAUCGCUUCUGGCUGACGAUGUUCGACCGGCGAUUCAUUUGCAAGCCGAAGCGCUGGCUGAUUGGUACAAAAUGGCGCAAACGUUGUACCUGCAAACGCAAAUUUUGCAAAAAGAUGUGAUCGUGUACGAGGAAUCUGUGUUGGAAAUUAAGGAAGUGCUGCUUCGUUUGCGGAAAAAAGUGAAAACGAGUCAAACGCAAAGUGCCGACGUCAAAAAUGGACCUCAAAGCAAUAAUUAUGGAUGUGAUUUGAACGUUCUUUCGAGAAAUUUGCUCGAAAUUAAGGCCUUAUUGCAGCAAAACGGGGAGCUGGUUGAGACAAUUCGUAACAUCAGCUUCGAAGAUGUUGAUGAAAUGUUGAAUUCGAUGCCGCCGGAUAACACGAGACUCUAACAACGAACCAAAAAAUGUUUUCUUUCUUAAAAAAAAAACAUUAAACUCCGUGUCUUAUCAUUAAUUAUGUGUUUUUAAGCAAAAAUGUCACGAAAUAUAAUUUUUUUAGUAUAUUUUCCAA